AUGAUGACUGUCGAUACGUACUCGUUGAGUGAAGUCAUAAGGGUGGCCGAAAUUCACCCUUUCUAUAAUUCAGAUACAAAGUACCCUCCUGAUCCAGAAGCAAUCCAGAAGGCCCUUCAAGCUUCGCCGACAGAGCCAAAGCAUACAGAGCUUAGUUUGCAACCUUUGCUGAAAAAGAAUGACAUUUAUCGUGUCAUCAAGCGACUGACGAAUGACACCAAUCCAAGAAAUGAAUAUCGGCGUAGCGUCUACAUUAGUACUACAGGAGGAGGCUCUGGUGGGCUGCCACUGAUGUUUGCGACGGACACAGUCGAAAAUCGCAAGCACAGGGCAGUCUUUGGACAAUUCCUAAAUACAUGUGGGGUCGUCGAGCCUCAUGACUGGGUUCUCACAACCCACACUUCAGGGUUCCUUUACAGGUCCCUCGAUCUUAUCAGUGAGAUCUUCGAAAAUGCAGGAGCAUCUGUUCUAUGUGCUGGCAGUCGCAUGGACGCUGCAGAGGCCGUCCAUUGUUUGAUCAACUACCGUGCGAAUGUUUUGACAGGGGACAGUAGUCAAAUAAUCCACAUUGUUCAUCACAUUUCGACCCUUCCGGCUGAACAGAGAAGUGAAGUCAGGAUUAACAAAGUGGUUUACACCUCUGACCUGAUGACACCUACCCAGAGAACUUAUAUCUCAAAGAUACUGGGUGCAGUCAAGAUACUGUCCAUUCUGGGAAGUGCCGAGGCAGGUCCAUACGCAAUCAGCAAUCCCGACCUCACGGGAAACUGCGCUUCUUCAUCGAGAGACUUCGUCUUUGAUACUCGCACCAUGCUCAUUGAGAUUCUUCACUCUUCUACUCUCACCGAGGACCCUUCCUGUAGGUGCGGUGGGAAGUCGGUUCCCGAAGGGGAGCAGGGAAUCAUUGUCCAAACGUCUCUGCAGCGCUUGCGCAAUCCUCUUGUCCGAUAUAUAACAGGGGAUGUUGGAUCGAUUCAUCCAAUGCCCGAAGCUGCCGCUGGGAUUAUUCCCAAAUCUGAACUGAAACACUUUCGCGUCCUCCGCCUUGGGGGUCGGGAUCGUCGGUUCAGCUUCAAAUGGUUCGGCGAAUAUUUCAAUUUUGAAGAGAUCGAGAAUCUCAUGCAGACCGAGGGUUCAGGGAUCCUACAAUGGCAACUGAUCUUGGACAGUUUUGACUCGUCUCCACAGUCCACUUUGGAGGUCCGCAUACUUCGUGCAGCUGCAGGCGAAGGAAUUCUGGCUAGCGAAACUUUCGUGGACAUGAUCAACACGUUCUUUUUCGUUUUCCCUGAAAAUCAACACCUUUUCAAAGUCAAUUUCCUGAAUUAUCUUGAAGGAUUUGAGAAGAGCAGCACGGGAAACAAGGUUAUGAAGCUUGUAAAUAGAUUUGAUUGA
Penicillium vulpinum is the source of this 1395-nucleotide messenger RNA. RefSeq lists its product as uncharacterized. The record is from RefSeq and is a predicted model, not a curated record. Lineage: Eukaryota; Fungi; Ascomycota; Eurotiomycetes; Eurotiales; Aspergillaceae. The transcript has 3 exons. Bases 1 to 1395 code for a protein of 464 amino acids.